UUGGAUCGUAUGAACUAAUAAAUAGAAUACGCAAUACGUAUAGAGUGCUGUAAAGCACUGUUCAAAACUAGCUUCGUUUGCUAUCCUGGUGAGUUUAUGAUGGAUAGGAUUUUCAGCAAAUCGCUGACUUAGUUCAAUGGUUAAUUUCUCUUGGACCAAUAGUAGAGGAGUUGAGGCGGGGACUACGGGUCAAAAAUACAAGCAUGCUAGGUGAUACUUCCAACAUCACUGUUUACAACGCAGGGUGCCCUACCUGAGAGACUAUGCAAAGGACUAUUCUGUCUGAACGGACAGAGCUGAGCUGGUGAAGUUUAUGUGAUGGGCCAGGCGUUGUGGAGGCUGCCACUGGACGCAGGACAACAGCAGCAGCUACAGGAGGAGUUAGUGGACCACCUGGCAAACAGAGAGCAGCAGAGAGCUGGGGAACAAGCCACAAGAGAAGGAGGCCCCCAAAGCAGGCCCCCCCAACACUGCCAUGGACUUGGGACUGAUAUCUAUCAGUUACUCAGGAGGGGUGGAAGGGCCCAGCACAGGUUUAUAGAUUUGGAGAUGCUCCCGCCAGAACUAAGCAUCACCAUCCUGUCUUAUCUUAACGCUACUGACCUGUGCCUGGCAGGCUGUGUUUGGCAGGACCUGGGCCAUGAUGAAUAUCUUUGGCAGGGGCUGUGCAAGUCCACAUGGGGUCACUGUUCCAUCUAUAACAGGAGGCUACCCAGUGGCUUUUCAUACAGGAGACUCUACUUGCAGCUGGAUGAAGGCAGUCUGACAUUCAAUGGCAAUGCUCAUGAGGGGAUCAGUUAUUUCAUGUCUAAAGGAAUCCUGGUGGACCAUCCCAUGGAGCUCGCUAAGUUUAUCUUCUAUACCCGACGGCUCAACUGUAAGAUGCUGAGGAUGUACCUCGAUGAAAGACGGGACGUCCUGGACGAGCUGGUCACCCUGCACAACUUCAGCAACCAGUUCCUGCCCAACGCCCUGAGAGGUUUCUUCAGGCACAUCCAUGCCCCCGAGGAACGGGGGGAGUACCUGGAGACCCUCAUCAUUAAAUUCAGCCAGAGGUUUUGCACUUGUAACCCGGCCCUCGUUCGAGAGCUUGGCCUCAGCCCCGAUGCGGUCUACGUCCUGUGCUACAGUCUGAUCCUGCUGUCCAUCGACCUGACGAGCCCCCACGUCAAAAACAAAAUGUCCAAGAGGGAGUUCAUCAGAAACACGCGACGCGCAGCCCACAACGUUUCAGAUGACUUUGUGGGGCAUCUCUAUGACAACAUUUACUUGAUUGGCCAUGUAGCUGCCUAGUACAGCCCACUUUACUGUCAGACAUCCAAUUGCAGCCCAUGUUCUAUAAUGCACUGAAGAAUAGAGACUGGUGAUUGAGUUCCACCAUAGGUAAGAAUGUAUCAAUGCUAACAAGCACAAUUUGAACUAUUUUUUUUGUGUAUAAAUACAAAAAUCAAGAGAAAAGGUUUUGAAGACCCUAACCCUAACCCCAACCCUGAAAAUCCACCAACACACUGUGAAAACGUGCACCUGUCGUAAGGCCGCAUACGGGACAAAGUGUGAGUCACUCUCUGUGAAUAUGAUGACUAUUGGAUGUCCAAAGCCCCAAGUGUCAUGAAAUAUGGCUUUUCAUAUCCAAGUAUGUAAAGGAGCGCCCAGGAGAAGUCUUUGAUGUUGCACUUGAAUACGAAGGCUGCUGAUUGAUUCAUGACGACGUGUGCUCACCCUGAAAGCGGAGCCAGGGAAGCAAUAAAGAUUCAUCAAUGCACAGAAUCUGCUCACUCACAUUGGCCAGAAGAAUAACCAAAAGUAGGGGGGGUGGGGGGGAGAUGGUCCCGAUCAGAAAGGUCUCACUUACGAAGGAGGUUUCUGGCCGCUGUAGCAGCACUGUUGUAGCAUCUCGUCAAUCUAACGUUUUAGUGAGCAUGAAGCCCUUGCUCCAUCAGGUAACCUCGAACAACACAGAAAUUAAUGAAGCAUAGCAAAUUGUUCGACUCUGUAAAAGAUUUAAAUCGGUGGGAAUAACCAGACUUUGACAUCACUGUACAAAAUGUAAUACUGCAAUUUUUUUAUGAUUAAUCAAAUUACACUAAGACCAUGGUUCUUAUGCCUAUGUUGUUAAUUUACUUCUGAACUCCCUGCUGUUAUAAUAAACGGCACAAGUUUUACAGUUAUUUUGCUGACUAUUUGUAUUAUUAAUGUCAUUAUCAAGGCCUAGUCAGGCUUUGAUAAGGUAGUUGUUGAAUUUAAAAUACCAGUGAAAUGUUUAAUGUAACGUACUGUACCUUAUGUUUAACUAUAUGAUUAUAUUGGGUUCUAGUCCAAAAACAAACGCACAUAAAACCGCUGACAUUUUAUAUCCUAUGAAAAGCAAACCAAGUCAAGUCAUGAAUAUAUAGAAUGUAUAGUCCAGGUUAUCAUCCAGCUACAAAACAAUGUCAUAAACAAAUGGGUUUGGUCCCAUGAAGUUAUUCAGUACAAGCCAUGAUGACAUUUCUGGAGCCUUAGCCCAGAGCCAAGCUGAUGUUGUGUUGUGUACCCCAGCACCCCUUCAGCCUGACACCCGCCACAAAAGCCUUGGAACUAAGAUCAUACCAUUAUCAUUCAUCACCAUUUUAAUAUUAUAGUAGCCUAGUUGUUAAAAUAUACCAAGCUGAGCUGUUUUUCCGGUCUUCACUUCAUUGAUCAGCAACAAUCAACAUCAAUAAUAUUUAACAAGUAAAACCUUGGACGAUGGACAAAUAAAGAAAAAUCUAUGUAGCCAAAACAUCAAAACCAUCUCUAGGUAAAUUCAUGUAAAUAAUCACAAAUACAUACUUAUGUAUACUAUUAAUAAACCAUUGAGGUGAUUUAGUUUGUUCAUACACACAUCCCUUUUCCCAUCAAAUUUCUAAUUUUCUUGCUGAAUACAUUGUUGUCCUAUCAUUACAUAUGACAUUGUUACCUAGAAAAUAACAAGAGCGAAAUGGCAUACACAUUCAAAACGAAAGACAAAUUUAGGGAAUGACUAGGCGAGUAAUAAAAUAAUGCAUCUUCCAGGAGCAACUCAAUUU
Molecule: messenger RNA, 3047 nt
Organism: Gadus chalcogrammus (walleye pollock)
Lineage: Eukaryota; Metazoa; Chordata; Actinopteri; Gadiformes; Gadidae
Gene: fbxo8
Product: F-box protein 8
Exons: 8
Coding region: 319-1293 (324 amino acids)
Biological process (GO): regulation of ARF protein signal transduction
Molecular function (GO): protein binding; guanyl-nucleotide exchange factor activity
Source: RefSeq, a predicted model, not a curated record